Musca domestica (house fly) is the source of this 1465-nucleotide messenger RNA. RefSeq names its product odorant receptor 49a-like. The transcript is spliced from 5 exons. NCBI's taxonomy places the organism in Eukaryota, Metazoa, Arthropoda, Insecta, Diptera, Muscidae. Gene Ontology annotation, biological process: sensory perception of smell; detection of chemical stimulus involved in sensory perception of smell. The record is from RefSeq and is a predicted model, not a curated record. Gene Ontology annotation, cellular component: plasma membrane. Bases 74 to 1327 code for a protein of 417 amino acids. Gene Ontology annotation, molecular function: odorant binding; olfactory receptor activity.
UUCAAAGGGACAAAGGGUAAAAGAAAGUAUUUUAUUCCCCAGUUUUUAUAUUGUCUUCAAUCCUUGAAAGGAAAUGAAGGUUACCGCGUUCUCCUCUUCUGCUUUGAAAACAGCGGAAAAAGAACUGUACUUUGAUGAUUUUGUAAAACUACCAUGCGUCUUGGUGAGGACGAUUGGCUAUGAUUUUAUCGACAAACCCCGUCCAUUGUGGCUAAGGGCCUUGAUGCUGCUGUAUUUGGUUCUGUGUCUGAUAUUUUGUGCUUGGUUCACAUAUUUUGCAUGGGAUUUUAUGAUGGCCGAAAUAGCUGCGGGAGCCAAUGAUCUGGCACUGGUUUUACGUCUCAGCGUUGAUGUGAUUUACAAUGUUGCGGCCAUUGUAAAAAGUUUAUUUUUCUUUCGCAACUUGAAGUCUCUUAAAAGUUUGUUGCAAAGAUUUCGCGACAUUUUCCCGAUUUCUCGGGAAGAUCGUCUGGCAUAUCGCGUGAACGACUAUUAUUGGCCCAAAUGGAUAACGACGAUACUUUAUAUGCAAUUGUUUGCCCUUUCUAUAAUUCUGUUUUUGCCAUUUGUUGAAGCAGUCUAUGAAUACUUUGGAGCCCUACUAACGGUUGGUUAUGCCAAUGCCAAGUUUGGUUAUUAUCGAAUGUAUCCGGAGACAACCUAUGGCAUUAAUCAUUAUAACCCGCUGGGCUAUAUCAUCGUCUAUACGAUGGACAUUAUGAAUGGACAUUAUUGUACGGUUUGGAUGAUGGGUCCGGAUGUGUGGCUGGUGGCAUUUUCUAUACAACUUUGCAUGCAUUUCGAUUAUGUUUCCCGGACUUUGGAAAACUACAAACCGUCUAAGAAGAGAGCUGCACAGGAUUUGAGGGUCCUGGCAGAAUUGGUUAGAAAACAUCAGACAGUAUUGAAGUUAGCCGAUGACGUGCAGGAAAAUUUCAGUGUCCUGAUUUUGGUUAUGCUAUUUUCGACCGCGUCCAUUCUGUUCGGUGCUGCCGAAUUGGUUAUAACUCAAGGUAUAACAGCCCAUGUUCUAGGCUAUUUGGCAUUUGUCCCGACCGGUGUUGGGCAAUUCUAUAUGAUCUGCUAUUAUGGCCAAUUAAUUAUCAAUAAGAGUUUGCAGGUAAGUGAAGCGGCCUAUAAUCAAACCUGGUACAAUGGCUGUCAGAGUUAUAAAAAAUCCAUAUUAACCAUUAUGCGUCGGGCUCAAUGUCACAGUGAAAUUAAUGCUGGCGGUUUUCAAACAACCAAUUUAAUGGCCUUUGAGUCGGUUAUGCGCAUGACAUAUCAAUUGUUUGCAAUAUGGAGUACUAUGACGUCAUCAAAAUAGACAUUUUUACUACAAGCUAAAUACAUUUUAUUCUUGAGACACGAUAAUGUUUACCUUAUUAAAAAUCUUUAAAUUUUUAUUCACAUAAUUUGCCAUAUUAUUUGCACCUUAAUAUCAGAAAUAUAAAAAAAAAAAAAU